Messenger RNA from Ylistrum balloti, 5128 nucleotides. RefSeq names its product glycerophosphocholine phosphodiesterase GPCPD1-like. The record is from RefSeq and is a predicted model, not a curated record. Gene Ontology annotation, biological process: glycerophospholipid catabolic process. Gene Ontology annotation, molecular function: glycerophosphocholine phosphodiesterase activity; starch binding. The coding region runs from base 139 to 1998 and encodes 619 amino acids. The transcript has 19 exons. NCBI's taxonomy places the organism in Eukaryota, Metazoa, Mollusca, Bivalvia, Pectinida, Pectinidae.
CUUCCGGCUUGUCAAGCGUUAACUGUUGCUUCCGGCUCGUACAGCCGUCACCAGUGAGUCCACCAGUGAAACUAAGUCUUGUUUACUAUUUGUGAUAGCUGCAGUGUGUUAUGUGCCAACACUGGUAAGGUGAUUAGGAUGAUGGAUGUCACAUUCAGAGUUAAAGCUGUCACAGAACCUGGACAGAUUGUUUGUGUUGUUGGAAACAACGGGACACUUGGCCAGUGGGAUCCACGCCAUGCCAUUACUCUGAAACAGGAAGAAAAGGACCUAUGGAGUCGCUGUGUGGCCAUGGAUGUAAAAGAAGAAAUAUUGUAUAGAUACAUGAUAUGUCAUGAUGGAGAAUCACAUCAAAAUGGCCACACAAUGCAAGUGGUCAAAUGGGAGGCCAAUAUAAAACCAAGAGUUUUAUGUCGAAAAGAUUUUGCUGCUGAGUCCAGAAAGAUUGCUUCAGGUACUGCUGUGUUUGGGGAAUAUGAUGAUAUGGAGAAUGUUGUGAAUAAUGGAUGGUUAAUGGACCAGACUGAGAUCCACAUAGAACUGAGAGACAACCCGAUACAGAUGCUGAGCUCAAGGCACCAACAGCAGACAUACCGCGUCAAGUGUACACCUCUAGACUACACACACAGCAAGGAUAUAGAGAAUGGCCAUGAUGGGGAUGAUGAGGAGGCUUCAUUUGCAACAUCAUCACAGUGCACAGUCUCUGUAGCAGCAUUGAAGGAGGGACAAUGCCGGCGACAUGCCCAGUCAGACUGUGGAGAAGUGUUUCUCAGGGAUGAUUUCCUUAUAUUUGCAUGUCAGUCUACAGAUCCAGAAAGCUUGGGUUUCCAGCUUGAUUUUUAUGUACAUUACGAAGACAAACCUGCUAAACAUGUCGGCUAUUCCUAUAUUCUACCUGUAGAUACUAGUACGACAAAAUCAUCAAAAGUGAUUCCUAUCAGUGGCCUUAAACAUAAACCUAUUGGAAAACUUAAUGUGUCCUACUUUGUGGCCAAGCCAGUGGCAGAUCUGAAAAUGUUGAUGGAUGUGUCAUAUCAGAGUUACUGGGGGAAAGACGCCAAGAGUGUGGACGUGGGACACCGUGGUCUGGGCAGCUCCUACAAACACAAGAAUCUGGCUGCCGUCCGAGAAAACACAAUUGCCUCACUGAUGUCUGCUGGGAGCCAUGGUGCUGACUACGUUGAGUUUGAUGUGAUGCUCAGUAAAGAUAUGGUACCUGUGAUAUUCCAUGACUUUCAUGUCUGUAUUACCUACCGAAAGAAAAAGAAGGAACACCAGUUACUGAAAGUAGGAGUUAAGGAUCUCAGUGUGUCAGAGCUACAAUCAAUGAAGCUUGCUGAUAAGACAGCGUUAUGUGAUGAUAAUCAUGAUAUGGAUGGAGAAGAUCUGGAUCAUAUCCAUCACCAACCUUUCCCCACACUACAGGAAUGUUACCAACUUGUAGAUGAAAAACUGGGCUUCAAUGUUGAAAUAAAGUUUCCCCAGCAAAUUAUGGGAGGACAGUGGGAAGAUGAAAACUUCUGGGAUAGGAACCAAUAUGUUGACAUUGUACUGAAAAAUACCUUUGAGUACGCUCGUGGUCGUAAAAUCAUCUUCUCCAGCUUUGACCCUGAGACCUGCAUUCUUCUGCGACUCAAACAGAACCGAUAUCCAGUACUGUUUCUGACAAAUGGAGGUGCCCAGUGUUAUACACCCUACAGCGACAUUCGUGAACAGAGUAUACCGAUGGCUGUGUACUUUGCCCAGUUUGCUGAUAUUUUGGGUAUUGAUGUAUGUACAGAGGUACUGCGUUCACGACCAGAAAACAUCCAAGAAACCAAGGCAGCGGGACUUGUUCUGUUCUGUUGGGGUGAAGAUACCAACAACACUGAUACUAUCCGUAGCUUACGUGAACAGGGAGUUGAUGGCAUCAUAUAUGACAGGUGGAUUGUACACAAGUUGACAUCAGAACAUGUGUAUGAAUUGUCCCAAGACAGUUCAUCUAUCCAGCAGUGCUGACCAUGGAUGGAUCUGAACAGACCAAGAUCUUAUGUACUCCAAAACAGAAAGAAUGAAGUGUGAUAAGCAGAUACUUGUACGCCUGGGAAAAGGAACACAGAGUUGAGAUGUAUACAUGUAUUUGGUAAAUCUACAAAUUUAUGAGAGUGACCAUACUGGUGACUUACAGCUCACAGGGGACGUAAACAGGUUAACUAGCCCAAAAGAUGGAAUUGAUAUAAAACAUAGGCAUCCAAGGAACUGACUGGACUUAAGGAAGAUGUUAAUUUUCUAGAUGUAGUUAGUUUGCUGAGAAGGGAUGGACUAAGAGUGUUAAACCAAGACUUUCACUUCAACAAGGAUGAAUUCUGGGUAGCUUAUUCAUUUUCAGAAGAACAAUCUGGAAUGUUGAGUCACGUUAAACAAACAUUUACACAGAAAUCUCCCUCUAAAUGACUUGUUGGUGUUCAAAGUGAAAACAGUUUACGUUAAGGGAGAUAAAUGUCAGUGCACAUACAUGUUUGUGAUAAUUUUUAUUUAAAGUAGUGCUUUGGUUUUUAAAGCAUUGUGCUGAGUGAUGAUUGUGCUGUGGUGUAUGUGGCAAUAAUGAGUUUAACAGUCUGUGGUUAGGACACCCCAUUGCUCACUCUCUACCUCCAAUCAAAACUGCCAAAAGAUCUACUUCUAUAUUUUUGGUGUUAGGAAAGUGCUUAACAAUUUGAACUCGUCUCCCUAUGUUUAAACACCUAAUUGUAUAUUUACUAGUCUAAUUUAAGUAGAGGAGUGCUUCAAUUUAUUGUGAUCAUUUUCUCACACAGAGUGUACUUAAACAUAUAAAUAGAAAUAGUUAUUUUCUCAAACAGAAGUGAAGAAAAUAAGGUCAUUGUGGUCAUUUUGUGGGGCAAGUAUGUCAAUUUCUUUUAUCGAUAGAUCUAAGGAUCAAGAUUAAAGAUUAAGGAAAUAAAAAAGCGUGGAUUCUUCUAAACCAGGUUAGAUGUAUUAAACUAGGUUUCAUCUAACAGCUAAGUAUAUUUGAUUAAACCAGAUUAGAUAACAACAGGCCAGAUUCUACUAAACCAGGUUAGAUGUUACACUUAAGGUUCUACUGAAUGAGGUUAAAUAUAACAGGCCAGAUUCUACUUAACCAGGUUAGAUAAAGCAGACCAAAUUUUACUAUACCAGGUUAGAUAAAACAGACAAAAAUCUACUUAACCAUGUUGGAUGCCUUCAAAUAUUUCCAUACAGUCUCCUUUGGCUCAGGAUGCUACUUUUCUGCCUAUCUUUUCUAACUUAUUUGACUAACAAUUCCUAACUAUCAAAGUCUUUAAAGGAUAUGUUUACACAGAGUUCUGUUAAAGUGUGUUGUUGCCAUUCCAAUAUUGUUCAUGUUGGGACAUAUCUGUUUAUUUAUAAGUUAUGUUUCAGUGGUAAUUUGUGCCGAUGUUUUUCUGUUGAUGUGUAUUUUAUCAUCAUAUUUUAUUUUAGUCCAUGUAAUGGGUUAACAGUACUGUGAUACAAUAUUUAGUAAUAUAUAGCCAUUUAUAUAGAAGCGAAUCUCGGCAAAACUAUGUACUGGUCAUAUUACCUAAUUUAUAUAUGCAAAGUAAUAAAAUACUGGUAUAAUUUUAUACCUGUUACAUGAAACACAUUUAAAAUGGCAACUUUCAAGUUUUGAAAUGCUUUUAUGAAAGUCAGUUUGUAUUUCAUUUAUGGAUUAUUUCACAAGCAUGCUUAACUGUAUAGAUAAUACAUGGUCAAGGUCUUAAAAAUCAGUGGCGAGCCUCUGUCGAUCAACUUUUGAUUUUUUUUGUCCCGAGCCAAAAUACAGCUGAUAUUUUAAGACAAUUACCACAAUUUAUAUUUAUCCUGCAACAUUGAAUUGACUGAAAAUCAGACCAUGAAAACUUCAGCACUUUUUUGUUCAAUCUUUGUUUACCUGUCGUUGACUUGCAUUACGCUGAAUUUUGCCUAAUGAUGUGCGCCAAAAUAAUUACAUUGUACAGAUAUGCAAUUCCAAAAUUCAAUGGAUACGACUGUGUUUUUAUGAAUUUUUGUUAUCUAUAUUAUUAAAGGUAAUUUUAAAGUAGAUCCAGAGAGUAAUUCUGUUGAAUUACCGCACACGCAAAAAAUAGUUGUUUUCUGUCAAUGCCCAAUACAGUCAAAAUAUACAUGUAUGUGGCAUGCGUAUUGAAAAUGGCAGUGCCAUUUGCAGGAUAACUUUGUAUAUUAGUAGAUAUGAUAAAAAAUAAGUACUUGCAACGGAAUAGAUAAGAUCAAAUAACAAAAGUACAAGACUGUCUUGUGGAACAAAACCGGAAAGCUAUUUGGGGCAGUCUUAUGUUUUCUUGUUUUGUCUUAUGUUUUACAUAUAUAUAUAUUGUUCAUUAGUUAAAUGUGCUCAUGGUCCAUUUUAGUGAAGAAGUUUAUAGACAAUGAAGUUUAUAAAUCAAAAAUUAUUUUGUGUAUUUAUUGAGUUCAUCUAGAGAAGGUUAUUUUAAAUACAUAUGUACAACUCGUGAUCUUUUCAUAAAGGUGCUAUAAUAUUUGCCCCAUUACCUGAAAUUUUUUUCUCCGCAUUUUUUUCGUUACAGAAUUAUCAUAGCCUUGUUUUUUGUUUUCUUUUGAAUUUUUUUUUCUCUUUUUUUUUCUUCAAAUAAUUUUCAAAACUUUACAAACAAGUGAAAUAUCAAAGAUAGCAAUACAUUAUAUGCAUGUAUAUGAAUUUACCAUAUACCUACCCCAAAAAUUGAAAUCUGUUGGGUUCAUUUUGAUGGAUACUGGAAAAAGAAAAAUAUGUUGUUCAAUUGAUACUUUUUACACAAUGUUUUUACAGAGAUUUGCUUACAGAGUUGGGCAAGCCAACAUUGAGCUGUCAUUUGAGUGUUAAAUAUAUAUACAGAGUUUGAAAAUGAGAUAAGUAUAUAUACAUUGUGUUGAGAUAUGCUACAUUAUUGUGCAUAUGGCAAGGGUUCGAGUAGUUUCCUAGUUACAAGCUAGUAUGUUUAUAUAAUCGUAUUUUAAAUUUAUUUUUAAACAGCAUCCUUAUGCAUUGUAAAUGUGUUGUACAUUUCCUAGGUUUACUGUUGAUUUUAAAGCAUAUUUUUUUCUUAUUCAUAUAACCUGGUAUCGUGAUAACCUGAAAUAAACUAUA